Messenger RNA from Cebus imitator (Panamanian white-faced capuchin), 499 nucleotides. Its product is annotated as ATP-dependent RNA helicase A-like. Gene Ontology annotation, biological process: regulation of mRNA processing; positive regulation of transcription by RNA polymerase II. Gene Ontology annotation, cellular component: nucleolus; ribonucleoprotein complex; intracellular anatomical structure. The record is from RefSeq and is a predicted model, not a curated record. Bases 131 to 484 code for a protein of 117 amino acids. NCBI's taxonomy places the organism in Eukaryota, Metazoa, Chordata, Mammalia, Primates, Cebidae. The transcript is spliced from 2 exons. Gene Ontology annotation, molecular function: RNA binding; 3'-5' DNA helicase activity.
UAGUGUUCAUUUGUUUGUACUCACAAAGGUCUGUCUCCCUACAGAGCUUGAUGCAUUAGAUGCCAAUGAUGAGUUGACUCCUUUGGGACGAAUCCUGGCUAAACUCCCCAUUGAGCCUCGUUUUGGCAAAAUGAUGAUAAUGGGGUGUAUUUUCUACGUGGGAGAUGCUAUCUGUACCAUUGCUGCUGCUACCUGCUUCCCGGAGCCUUUUAUCAAUGAAGGAAAGCGGCUGGGCUAUAUCCAUCGCAAUUUUGCUGGAAACAGAUUUUCUGAUCAUGUAGCCCUUUUAUCAGUAUUCCAAGCCUGGGAUGAUGCUAGAAUGGGUGGAGAAGAAGCAGAGAUACGUUUUUGUGAACACAAAAGACUUAAUAUGGCUACAUUAAGAAUGACUUGGGAAGCCAAAGUUCAGCUCAAAGAGAUUCUGAUUAAUUCUGGGUUUCCAGAAGGUAAGACUUCUCCCAUUCUUAAGAUAUAUUUAAAGUGAUAUUUAUAUAGUACA